This is a messenger RNA of Mastomys coucha (southern multimammate mouse), 860 nucleotides long. RefSeq names its product cytidine/uridine monophosphate kinase 1 (gene Cmpk1). The record is from RefSeq and is a predicted model, not a curated record. Gene Ontology annotation, molecular function: UMP kinase activity; ATP binding. Gene Ontology annotation, biological process: UDP biosynthetic process; CDP biosynthetic process; 'de novo' pyrimidine nucleobase biosynthetic process. Bases 107 to 790 code for a protein of 227 amino acids. The transcript has 6 exons. Lineage: Eukaryota; Metazoa; Chordata; Mammalia; Rodentia; Muridae. Gene Ontology annotation, cellular component: nucleus; cytoplasm.
UCGCGGCGGCCCGCAGUCGGCGGCGGGGCCUAGCGCCCGCUCGGCCCGCCCCCUCCCUGCCGCCCCGCCCGCGCCGCCGCGCCGGCCGCUGUCAGAGGCGCGUUGAAUGCUGAGCAGCUGUCGUCGCCUGCUGCUGCACGUCCUGGUCCCGAGCUUCCCGCUGCUGAGCCGCGGACUGCGGCUCUUCCCUCUCCACUUCAUGAAGCCGUUGGUCGUGUUCGUUUUGGGAGGGCCCGGUGCGGGCAAGGGGACCCAGUGCGCGCGCAUCGUCGAGAAAUAUGGCUAUACACACCUUUCUGCAGGAGAGCUUCUACGUGAUGAAAGGAAGAAUCCAAAUUCACAGUAUGGGGAACUUAUUGAAAAGUACAUUAAAGAAGGAAAGAUUGUACCAGUUGAGAUCACCAUCAGUUUAUUAAAGAGGGAAAUGGACCAAACAAUAGCUGCCAAUGCUCAGAAGAAUAAAUUCUUGAUUGAUGGAUUUCCAAGAAAUCAAGACAACCUUCAAGGUUGGAACAAGACUAUGGAUGGGAAAGCAGAUGUAUCUUUUGUUCUGUUUUUUGACUGUAAUAAUGAGAUUUGUAUUGAACGAUGUCUUGAAAGGGGAAAAAGUAGUGGUAGGAGUGAUGACAACAGAGAGAGCUUGGAAAAGAGAAUUCAGACUUACCUCGAAUCAACAAAGCCAAUUAUUGACUUAUAUGAAGAAAUGGGGAAAGUCAAGAAAAUAGAUGCUUCUAAGUCUGUUGAUGAAGUUUUUGGUGAAGUUGUGAAGAUUUUUGACAAAGAAGGCUAACUAACCCUGAAGACAUCUUUGAAAUCAUGCUUGAAUAUUGCUUUGAUAGCUGCUAUCACAGCCCCUUUUA